AUGACCACAAAUGACGAAGCGAGUCGCCUGCGGGACCUUCAAGCAGACGUCCGCAACCAGGAUGAUCUCGAAAGAGACAUUACUAGACAGGCCGAUAAAGCUCUAGCAGAUAAAGCUGAAGAGAAUGACAUCAAGCGGCUCGAGAAAGCCCUUAUAGAUCGGGAACGAGUUGAUUCUCAGAUCCGCCAAGCGCAACACCGCCUAACACAACAUGUCGGGGCUGCCACUCGCCAUCGGGUCGAGAAUGAGCUGAAAAGGCUGCAGACUCAUAAGAUAGAUCUUGGGAAAGAUGUGAAGGAAAUACAACAGCGCAUUGACAAGAGGCGCGAGUCGCAGGGCAAUGCGACCGUGGCACACGGGACUGGCCGGCUGCCGAACGAGUCUCGCCGGGAUUACCUCCUACGAACCGGAAAGAUCACCCCGUUUGCGUUAAUGCAAGAGCGUGCUGGAGAUGGGCUAAUUGCCAACCUCCAAGAUGCACUUGCUGAUACCGAGGAGCAACAGAAUGAGGAGGAGCAGGAGCGCGAAGAAGCCAAAACCCAUCCUGCCGUAUCCCAUCGGGACCUUGCGCGUCCAGAUAUUGACUUCGAGGAGCCAAUCCCGACGAAGCGAAGGAAGGUCGGUCGACGUACCUCUCCUGGAGCGGAUUCUGAAGCAAGUUAUGUUGCCUCAGAUGCUACGUCUGAGGGCGAGGAGUUCAUGCCCGAUACACUGCCUGACACCAAGCCGAGUCGUAAGCGCAAGCAGGGAAGCGCAACUGCUGAGCUAGAAGAUCUCAGCGGAGUUGAUGAUGGCAACGAGACAGUGUAUCAGACUCGUGUCCAGGACUGGAUCAGUCGCCGAAGCUCUGCUCGACGGCACGCUGAGGGUUAUUCCAGCGAGGCCGACUCGAAUGAGGAAGAGGAGUGGCUUAAGCCACACCCCACUGAACCAUCCAUGGAGCUUGACAACGGUUUCCGUGUUCCUGGAGAUAUCAGUCGCUAUCUAUUUCCCUAUCAGAAAACUGGAGUCCAGUGGCUUUGGGAGUUGCACCAGAAAACUGUUGGCGGAAUCAUUGGAGAUGAGAUGGGGCUAGGGAAAACCAUCCAGGCGAUUUCUUAUCUCGCAGCGUUGCAUCAUAGCAAGAAGCUCACCAAGCCUGCCAUUAUUGUUUGCCCUGCAACCCUCAUGAAACAGUGGGUCAAUGAGUUCCAUCGGUGGUGGCCGCCUUUCCGUGUUUCCAUCUUACACUCGUCUGGAAGCGGAAUGAUAAACCUUGGAAAGGAAAGCAGCAGGGAGAAUGCGCUCACAUCAGAAAUGAUGGGCAGCGGAGGCUCUCGUCACCUGUCAGCUGGUCAGAAAGCAGCUAAAAAGAUCAUCAAGCGUGUCACAGAGGAGGGACACGUCCUCGUGACUACUUAUUCUGGUCUGCAAUCUUAUGCGGAUGCUCUUGUUGACGUCGAAUGGGGUUGCGCUAUCCUCGACGAGGGUCAUAAAAUACGUAAUCCAGACGCUGGUAUCACUUUCAGCUGCAAGGAACUCCGCACUCCACAUCGCAUCAUUCUUUCAGGGACCCCAAUGCAGAACAGUCUCGUCGAUCUUUGGUCCCUAUUUGACUUCGUUUUCCCGAUGCGCCUGGGCAACCUUGUCAACUUCAAGAAUCAGUUUGAAAUUCCUAUCCGUCAGGGAGGGUAUGCAUCAGCAUCUAACCUUCAGGUGCAGACUGCUGCGAAAUGCGCAGAGACCCUCAAAGAUGCCAUCAGCCCCUAUCUGCUCCAGCGGUUCAAGUCUGAUGUGACAUCCGAUCUGCCGCAGAAGAGCGAGCAGGUCAUUUUCUGUAAAUUAACCAAGCUCCAGCGAACCAUUUACCAGAGGUUCCUUGCCUCAGACGACAUGAAAUCCAUCAUCCGCGGGAAACGAAAUUCGUUGUAUGGAAUUGACAUACUGCGCAAGAUCAGUAACCACCCAGACCUAGCGGACCACACCUUGCGAUCUCACGAUGCCGACUAUGGGGCAGAAGAGCGGUCUGGCAAAAUGCAGGUCCUGAAGGGCUUGCUUGAGGUCUGGAGAGAUACCGGCCAUAAGACCCUGCUGUUCACCCAGGGUCGUCUGAUGCUGGACAUCAUUGAGAAGUUUCUCGGGACGCUGGGUGGAUUCAAUUAUCGCCGAAUGGACGGGACUACUCCAAUCAAGGAGCGUCAGAACUUAGUUGAUACAUUCAACAAUGACCCCGAUCUCCACGUCUUCUUGCUCACCACCCGUGUUGGCGGGAUCGGAGUCAACCUGACAGGUGCUGACCGUGUCAUUAUCUUCGAUCCCGACUGGAAUCCAUCGACGGACCUGCAGGCGCGAGAGCGCGCAUGGCGUUUGGGUCAAAAACGUGACGUGACCAUCUUCCGCCUUAUGACAAAAGGCACGAUUGAAGAGAAGAUUUACCACCGUCAAAUCUUCAAGCAAUUCCUGACCAACAAAAUCACUCGUGAUCCCCAUCAACGGGAGGGGUUCCAGUUGAGUGAUCUUUAUGAUCUGUUCACUCUUACCGACGAAGACGAUAACGAGCUGGAAACGACCAAACUCUUCAAGAACGCCGAAGUUGUGUAUCAAGAAGAAGGCAAAGAUCCCAGUGACAGUAAAAGCAAGUCUGCUCAAACCACCGUGAAGAAGGAAGAAGACGGGAUCACCGAUAUCCAUGGUGUUGCCAAUGUCGAAGAAUUCCAGAACACCACCGAAGAGGAGAAAAAUACGAAGUCCUCCGAAGACCGCAUUAUGCAUGGUAUCUUCGCUCGUUCUGGCGUACACUCUGCACUCGAACACGAUCAGAUCAUAAAUGGAAAGCGGGUUAUUCGUGCGGACCCGAAGAUGAUUGAAGCUGAAGCCCGUCGCGUCGCUAACGAAGCCUCCGAGGAGCUUCGUAGAGCUGAAGAAACUGCUCGGUCACUUCCCAUUGGACUUCCCACCUGGACCGGUCGAUUUGGGAUGGGUGGUCGCGAAUGUGGUAGCUCAGCUCGACCUGCUGGUGCAGGGCCUUCCUCCUCCGACCUGUUGGCCAGGCUGAACCCCGCUGCCGCUGGGCAAGCCAAUGCUACCAAUAAUACUUCGUCGGCACGUAUGCCACGGGGUAAAGAGUUCAUGCCAUUGAUCCGUGACUUCCUUGCCUCUCAACGUGGGCCCACACUCUCCCAGUCAAUUGUCAAUCACUUUGAUCACUAUUGCACCAACCCUCAGCGUGUUGCUGAGUUUCAAGAGUCAUUGAAAAAGGUUGCGACGCUCGAGCACGGCCGUGACCGUCGCGGCCGAUGGACUUUGAAGCCUGAAUUUGCCCGGAAUGCCAAUAAUCGGGCACAAUGA
Messenger RNA from Penicillium bovifimosum, 3327 nucleotides. Its product is annotated as DNA-dependent ATPase RAD26. Gene Ontology annotation, cellular component: nucleus. Gene Ontology annotation, molecular function: ATP-dependent chromatin remodeler activity; ATP binding. Bases 1 to 3327 code for a protein of 1108 amino acids. The record is from RefSeq and is a predicted model, not a curated record. The transcript is spliced from 3 exons. Lineage: Eukaryota; Fungi; Ascomycota; Eurotiomycetes; Eurotiales; Aspergillaceae. Gene Ontology annotation, biological process: transcription-coupled nucleotide-excision repair.